CAGCGGGUGUAACCUUAGAAACCAGGGAAGGAAGGAGGGAGGGGGCGGCUCUCGUCGUAAAGCGAAGCCGCGUGAAGAGCUGUACUAGUGUACACAGAAGCUUGUGCCUGACCGCUUUGUGUCCGGGAAGGGUCAGUAUCGCUGGGGGAGAAAGACUCGGCUCCGGCUUAUAGAAGAGGAUUCAGCGUGUUCAGUUCCUUUGGAAUUUGUCAACCAUGUCUCGCGGAAAGAACAAGAAAGCUGGCCUUUCAGGGAAUCGAACAGACAGUGAAGAUCCCAACGAGUUAGACCGAAGAAUUUUUGUCGGCAAUUUACCCACAAGCCGCAUGACUAAAAAAGAAAUGGAAGAAAUGUUUUCCAGAUAUGGAAAGAUUAGUGCCCUCACCAUGCUUCAUGGCUAUGGUUUCGUGCAAUAUGAACGUCAAGAGGAUGCAGAUGCUGCUGUGAUUGCUGAAAAUGGUCGUAUUUAUAAAGGGUAUAGAUUAGAUAUUAAAAAGGCAGCUGAAGGAAGAAAAAUGAAUAAGGCUCAGUCCAGGUCCAGUCCAUCACGAAGAGAACUGUAUACAUAUGGGGACAGCCAGGAGCCAAGACGUGAUCGCUCCCCUCUACGUUCCAGCCCCAGGAGAGACAGAGAACCCCGAGAUAAUAGAGAUUCACGAACAGCUCGGGAGACACGAGAACCCCGGGAACAAAGAGAUAUUAGAGAUACACUUGAGUCCAGAGAUGUAAGAGAGGGGCACAAUUCUAGGGAGGUACGAGAUGCACGUGAGCUCAGAGAACUACGUGACCCAAGAGACAUAAGAGAUGCUAGGGAAGUUCGCUUCCGUGACACCCGUGAUGUAAGAGAUCUCCAGAAUCUGUUUGAACGUUACCGAGAUGCUCGUGACCCAAGAGAUCCAUUAUACAGAUUUGAUGAUGUACUUGAUAAGUAUCGGCUUGAGGAUUUCUAUCGCAAAAAAGAGGACUUCUAUGAACGUUUUAGAGAUCCCCUGGACAGACAUCCAGAUGAUCGCUAUAAGCGUGAGGAACGUAGACGCGAGGAACUAUAUAGGCAAUUUUUUGAAGAUCUUCAAAGGAGAGUGGAUGCUGAACGUCCUGUAGACUGCUCUGUUGUGGUUGUUAACAAACAGUCAAAGGAGUAUGCAGAGUCUUUAGGACGGAAAGUCCGUGACCUGGGCAUGAUGGUGGACUUGAUAUUUUUAAACACAGAGGUAUCUUUAACACAAGCUUUGGAAGAUGUUUCUAGAGGAGGCUCGCCUUUUGCAAUUGUGAUCACUCAGCAACACCAGGCUCAUCGCUCUUGCACUGUGAAUAUCUUGUUUGGAACACCACAAGGUAAAGAGCAUCGUAAUAUGCCAAUUGCUGAUGCCAUGGUGCUUGUAGCAAGACACUACGAGCGCUUCAAAACGGAAACACGGGAGAAAGAGCGUGAAGAUAUGGCACGACAAGCUGCCAAGAUGUCUGCAGAAGCGGUGUUAAAAGAGCGCUGUCCACCUUUGGAGGAGGGAAUAAGAGGGCCUAAUCCUCCAGGAAUUAUGACUCUGCUAGGGUUGAUUGCGGAUAACAGAUAUGUUACUGCAGAUGAAAUUGACAAAGUUAUCCUCUAUUUACGCGAAAGGAAAGAAAGAUUGUUAGCCAUAUCUGCUGACCCGUUACCAGCACAGCUCUCCAGACCAUCAUUGGGACAAACUUCAGCACAGUCUCUUGAUGGCUCCUCUACUAUUGCAAGCAAUCAAUCACAUCAGAUGUCUCAACAGAUGACUCAGCAGUUGACCUCUGCCGCUACAGCUGCUCAAACUGUGAGCAACUCUCAACAGGAGUUACAAGCAAAAAUUCUCAGUCUGUUCAAUAGUGGAGCUGCUUCUACUGUUAACCCGAACCCACCCAGUACUGCAACAGCUUCAGUCAGUGUCCAAGGCCAGAGCUAUGGCAAUAUGUCAAACAGUCAACAACGGGCAUCAGGACAGAUGGAUGCAGCAAGUCUUGGCCCACCUCCACAAAGAUCUCAGCCAGUAAUGAGUCAGCAUCCGAAUUCCAUGGUACAAGGAGAAGCUGUAAGAGGUGCAGUGCCCAGACCUAUCCAAUCUCCACAAAUGCAGGGUUUAUAUGGGCAACUUCCAAUUCGUGCUCAAGCGCCUGGCAGUUUACCUAGACCAGGCGUAUCUACAGGCAUAAACUUUGACAACCCUAGUGUGCAGAAGGCCCUGGACACAUUGAUCCAGAGUGGACCUGCACUUUCUCACUUGGUGAGUCAGACAGCUGGUCAGGCUGUUCGCAGUGGGCCACCACAGCAACAGUCUAUGGGCUCUUAUCCCCGCCACUAUUAGUUCCAGGCUACAGGCAAUGCAGAUCUUUGUUGCAUACUUGUAGAAAGACUCUACUAUUGCAUUUCUUAAUAUUUGAGGAACGGUUGUAAUUUUUUUUGUCUUAACCUAUUUGUUAAUCUGUUUUAUGAAACCCCCACUAAAAAGAUUUAAUGUACUCUGUGCAACUUGGCUGCAGCCAUUGUGACUUUUUUUGUUUUGCUUCCAGAAGUAUCCUGUGAAUUAGUUUCAUAUCUUUCUCUUAGCCACAAAGAAUUUUGCAUUAGUUAAAUGGUGAUGUUUAUUCCCUUACAUGGUCCUGUAUGUUAAAUGACAAAAUUGUAUUCUGUUGCAAGCAACUUUUUUUUUAAGUAAAAGAUUAUUAAAACAAAAUAAAGUAAGAUCCAUUUAUUUGAAAUAAAGUGCUUAAUUUUGCUGCA
Pseudophryne corroboree (corroboree frog) is the source of this 2743-nucleotide messenger RNA. It is a transcript of the gene NCOA5, whose product is annotated as nuclear receptor coactivator 5. The transcript has 10 exons. The coding region runs from base 216 to 2327 and encodes 703 amino acids. Gene Ontology annotation, molecular function: RNA binding. The record is from RefSeq and is a predicted model, not a curated record. Gene Ontology annotation, cellular component: nucleoplasm. Gene Ontology annotation, biological process: regulation of signal transduction. Lineage: Eukaryota; Metazoa; Chordata; Amphibia; Anura; Myobatrachidae.